Messenger RNA from Mytilus californianus (California mussel), 8088 nucleotides. RefSeq lists its product as uncharacterized. NCBI's taxonomy places the organism in Eukaryota, Metazoa, Mollusca, Bivalvia, Mytilida, Mytilidae. The transcript has 15 exons. Bases 383 to 4114 code for a protein of 1243 amino acids. Gene Ontology annotation, molecular function: guanyl-nucleotide exchange factor activity. The record is from RefSeq and is a predicted model, not a curated record.
UAGAAAUCAUAAGAAUACCACAGAAACUGGAAGACAUUAUACACCUUACAAUACAUGAAAUAUAUCUGGUUUUCUAAGGAAAUGUGAUAUUGCAUCUUAUAAAUAUUUCAAGGAAAUGGAUAUUCAUAUUAUUGGAAAAAUUUGAAACGGUGUUCAAAACAUUAAGAUGAAACUUGUGUAAUGUCAAGGAAAGAGUGAACACAUAUAGCCAGAAGAUUGACUGUCAUAAAUAGAAUCUAAACUUUGGAAAAUUAUUAAAUUAUAAAAUUCAAUUAUGAGAACUGAUUUGAUUAUCCGCAAAACUAUUACAAAAAUGAUGUGCUAGUUUGAUUCUAGAAAAGACUAAUUCAUUUCAAUUUAACUAACUGGCAAAAAUAUAGCAAUGGGUGUAAAAGGGAUUCAUGAAAGAAGUGGUUCUACAGAAAUAUGGUGUAUUUUCAGAGCUCCAGAUGUAAAGAGAACUUGUAAAUGUCAGACUGGGCCAAACAGCGACCCUGACACAGAAGACUUUGGUUGUCAGGUAGAGUUUGAAGAUAUGGAUGAAAGUUUCCAAUUGGCAGAUACUAGUUUUUGUUCCAUGAAAAGUACAGCCAAUAUGGACCAGGGAGAACUUGCCGAACAGCUGGCUUUGGUCCAAGAAAUGGUACAAGAAAUGAAGCAUGGGUUCUCCAGUGCCAUGGAGGAGCUCGCUAAGAUACAGUUUGGGGAUCAAAAGCUACAACAACAAAUGACCAGUGAACGAGACCAACAUGAACUGGAAGUCAAAGAUUUAACUGGUGCUGUCAAUCUGUUAAGAGAAGACAUCAAAUCUUUUUCAUCUCAGUUGAAUGAAGUGAGUGACACCCAGAAGAAUUUAGAAGAAAAAGUAAACAGUAUGGAGUGGAAUAGUAAAAACUUUAUUAAGGAAGAACUUGAAAGACGUGGAAUUUCUGAUAAAAACAGGUCAUCCCCAGCACCAGGUCGUAGUAAGCGGUCUCCUAGUCCAACAAAAGAUGUAUCCCCAAUGGUUCAUCCAUACCUAGCAAGCUUACAGCAACAGCAACAGAAAAAUAUUGAAGAAGAUAACCAAUCCAUAACAGCAUUAGCUUGUAAGAGUUUGAAUUUGUCUCAGGCUCUACAUGAGAAGUGUUUACAUCUAGACAUGUCAGUAUCUACCAGUGAUGAGGAGGAAGCUGUCAGAAUGUCCAAGAUGCCUCCAUUUCCUGUAGCAGUGAAAGAAUCAAGCUAUUAUCAGGAGACACGCCCAUUUGCACAACAGAAAAUCCCACCACACGAACAGCUUAUGGAAGAAGUACAAAGGGAGAAGAUAGCACAAGAAAUGGUGGAUGCUGAAAAAAGUUACUGUUCACACUUAUGGACAAUUAUAGAUGGCUACAUGAACACUUUACGACAAGAAGAAUUAAUGAGUUCUAGAGAACUAUCUGAAAUGUUUCCUCCAGUCAUUCCACAUAUUUAUGAACAACAUUGUAUAAUGCUCAGGAAAAUGGAAGAACGUUUGUUAAAAUGGAAAUACAGUGGGAUUAUGGGAGAUUUGUAUGUUAGAUUAACCGAUCCACAAAAUAUAGAUGGUUUAGCUUUGUAUAAAGAUUAUAUCACAGAAUUCCCAUCAGUUAUCAACAGUAUGAACCUAUGGUUUGCUCAGUCAGCAAGAUUCAGGGAUAUUAUGAGGAGUUCAUGUUUAGCCUCAUCCAGUAUAGUACCAUUGUUAUUAGCUCCAUUGCAACAGAUACCUAAAUACUCACUGCUUAUAAAGAAUAUGUUAAAGUUCACCAGUUCAGACCACCCAGACAGAUAUUAUUUAGAAUCAUCAUUAUCAAGGUUAAAGAACUUCCUUAAUACAAUGAAUGAUGACCUUGAAGGUGCCAUGCAGUUUCUUAACAUCGGUAAACCCCCAAUAUCUCGGUCUAGAGAUAGUGGGAACUCUGUGAGAUCACAGUCUAGUGGUAGUAGUUGUGAAGCUAAUCGAGUGUCUAGUGCCAGAGAUAGUGGGAUCCAUUCUAAUGGUGAAGAUAUGGGAAGACAUGCAGCAUCUCCUGCUACUACUAGGAGGUAUGUCCUACAGGUGCUAAGAGACCGAAGGGAAAGAGAACAGACCGGUGAACAUUUUCAUAAUGGACCUGCAGUGAAUCCAAUGAGGCCUAAUGUUCAUGCAUUUGGAAGUCAUCCUGAUCUAAGUGUACCAGAGUACCAUGAUUACUUUGGUAACGUUCGUCAUGUACCUGCAUACAUGCCAUAUCAAAAUGGACAGAAAAUGUACUCAAGUUUAACAAAAAUUCCAACAAAAAGUCCUGAAAGGAGUCAAGAUAAGCCAGCACGUAAGAUUAAGAUACGUAAGAGACCAGAUAGUCAGAAAAGUCUACCACUGCCAAAUUCAAACUAUCUUAGACCUCUUACCCCUCAUUUACCUAUUGGUGGUUUAUCAAGUCAUGAUAGUUUUGAUGAUCAAGCUGUUCCUAGAAAGAAACAACCUAGCAGACGACAGAUGCGACCAGCAUCCUCCAUUGAUUUCUCACAUGCAGAUAUUGAAAGACGUGAAAUGUUUGCAAAAAGUUUCACAAAUUCUGGAAAUUUUAAUCAGGAAGACUCUUAUCAGAGAGGGCGUAAUGAAUUUUCUCCAGAUAUUUAUGAAAGAAAGGAAAGCCACCAAGAAAGACUUUAUCGUCAGAGUCAACUGAAUUCACCACGAGGGCAGCCUGGAGAAGGUAGAGCAAGGAAUGAUUUACACAUGUCUCUUCAGAAACUGUUAGCUGAACGACAAAAAGCAGAUUUAGAUAAACAGAGACAAGAUAAUUAUGAGGAAAACCAUCCAUAUGCAAACGAUCCUCCAUUCAGGCCUCUGGCAUCAAGUUCUGUAGAGGAAAACAUAGACAUUAAAAAUGAACCACCAAAACUUCCUCCAAAAAAUACAGAUCAAGUAGAAGAUUAUGGAAUAUUUGGAGAUGAUGAUGAGGAGGAGGAGGAUGAAGAUGAUUAUGAAUAUGAUGAUGAUUAUCGUGACAGGAAACCAGUAUCAGAAAACCAAAAUGUAUCAAGAAUGCAAGAAGUAUUAGAAAAUUCAGAUACAUCGUCACCAGAGCCAGUGACAAUUGAAAGUGAAGCAAGUGUUUCUCAAUCACGAUCAAAAGUUUAUCAAAUGGAUUCUGAUCAUGAAGAACAGUCACUAACAGAGUCUUUGUCUCUUGAUCAUACCAUUAGUGGUAGUUCAACACAUGAUCAGAAUCUUAGUGCAAAAGGUGAAGAAAGUGAAAAAUUGUCAAGUGAAGAAAAAAGUACAAAAAGAGACAGAAAAAUGAGACCUGAAAAUUUAGUCCCUAUGAAACCUGAAAGGAGAAAAACUGUGGCUAGCACUAAUCCUACUGAGGUAAAAAGUGAAGAGAUUGACAGUGGAAGUGAAAGAAGGCAUUCUUUUGUUCAAGGUCAAAAGCCUCCAGAAGAAUUUAGAAAACCAGAAACAAUUAAUUCUGAAUCUGAUAAAAAUCAGUUAAGUAUUUUUACAGGAGAAUCAGACAAGAGAAUGACUAAACCAUUGUCACUUAAAGCAAGACAAAUGGAUGCAUUUAACAUUGCACCUCCAAAGGAGGCAACUUUUUCUGCUUCUCAAUUGAGGAGUCGUGAAGGAACAGCUAGAAAAUUGCCACAAGUCAAUGGACGAUUUAGUGUUCCAGUGUUUGAUUCGUCAUAUAAAUCCAAAAUUCCUACACCUCCACAGAGUCCUACAGACAGUAAAUCUUCAAAAACAGGAAGUGUUAAAGAAACAAAAAUCCCCGUUUACUCUCCAUUAAAAAAGAAAGGAGAAAAAUCUUCAAUUGAAAAUAUAUCCCGGUCAACAGAAGAUGUGUCCAAGUUAAAAAAGAAAAGUCACUUCAAGGAUUCAAUCAAAAGCUUUUUUGGGAGGAAAAGGAAGACAGGCAAAUACAAGUUUAAAGAUCUUUCGGCAUCAACAAAUGACUUGUGGAUGGGAGGAUUUGAUAAUGUGAUAGAUAUUGAUAUUUCAGAUGAUACUAACUCUAUAUACCAUGAAGAAUUUCUAUCCACCUUUCCACGUACAGCAUCAGCAAACAGAAAUCCACCUCCUUACAAUUAUUUCGUUGAAGAACCUUGUAGUGCUGUCUGAAUCUUGUACUAAUAGAUUUACAUCUUGCAUGAUAGGGUAUCCAUGUGUUUGGGAAGAACAAGACUAUUCAUAAUUAUAUAAUUUUGAUCCACCCAUAGAAUACAAAAUUCAAUUUUUUUAUGCCCUUGCUGUAGCAGAGGGGUAUUAAGUUUUACCCUUGUCCGUCCGUCCGUACAUCCCAAAGUUGGUUUCCGUUCUCUAACUUAAGUUUGCCUCCUCCAAAUUUUAUGAAACUUAUACACAAUGCUCAUUACCACAAAACACAGAUCAAGUUUGAAUUUUGGUGGUGUCACUUUAACCGUUCUAGAGUUAUGCCCCUUUACAAAUGGAAAAAUUACUGAAUUUUUCGUUUCUGUUCUCUAACUUAAGUUAGCCUCAACCAAAUGUUAUGAACUUACACACAACGCUUAUUACCACAAAAUACAGAUCAAGUUUGAAUUUUGGUGGUGUCACUUUUACUGUUCUAGGGUUGUGCCCCUUUACAAAUGGAAAAUUUGCUGAAUUUAUCGUUUCUGUUCUCUAACUUAAGUUUGCCUCAACCAAAUUUUAUGAAACUUAUACACAAUACUUAUUACCACAAAACUCAGAUCAAGUACAAAUUUGGGUAGCGUCACUUUUACCGUUCUUCAGUUAUGUCCCUUUAUAACUUUAUAUGAUAUGCAAGCGGGGGCAUCAUCUGUGUCCCAUGGACACAUUCCCCAUUUUUUUUACUUAAACUGUUUAUGAUGAAAAAUACAAACAAAGUUUUACAUUCUUAAUGAGUCUAAACAUUUUGAAAUUAAAUUAAUUCUUUACUUUUUUUCUUGUUAUAAUACAUAGUUUUGGCCUUCCUAAACACAAUACAUAAUCGUCAUUUAUAAACAUUUGUUUGCAUGGGUCAACUGCAUUCAUCUCUCAUGAGGUCACAAUGAUUAUAAUAAACUUCCAGGGGGGCAUCUUGUUAUUAUUAAUCGGUUGUUAUACAACCAUUUCAGCUGACAUAAUUUACAUUCUUUUGAAGUUGAAAGACUUAUCAAAAGUACAGUAAAGUAAACAAUUUAUGUCACCUGUAUGGAUAACACAGAUUCGUGAUAUUAACCAGUAACAUAUUAAGAAUUUUGUUAGAAUUGAAGUAGAAGACUUUAUUCCUUUAAAAAAAUCUUAAAAAUAUUUUAUUUGGUUAUGAAAACAAAAUCAGUGACCUCUUAGCUAGGGUUGAUUUGCAUAGGUUUCAAAAAUAAACCUAAGGAGAGGAAAUGGUUUCUAUAAAGAUGUAAACAAACUGCUUGUUCUUUCGAAAUCUUAUGCAACAUAGUCUUCAAAUGCUCAGUGUAUUGAUGCAGAUCUUUGGGGUGAUGAUAUGCUGUCUUGUAUCUAUUUUUGCUGAAACAAGCCCUGUGUAUGUUUGCCAUUAUUAAAGUUUGUAAAGUUAUGUCAGAACCUUUCCUCUCCUUGCACAUUUUACCUUUCGUUAUUUCAUUAUUUUGCAUUAAAAAAGCAUAAUAAGCCUCUUGCAUGUAUUUCCAAUUUCACAUGCUGUUAAGGAAAUCACAAUUGUUCCAUUAAUGUGCUACAUAAGAGAGAAAAACUCACAUUAUAAACUGAAAUGUUUAUCUGAACAAAUCUUUGCAAAGUAUAAGAUUCUUGGAACAAAUGAACUAUAGCUAAUUUUGUGAAUUUUUUUCACAUAUAUAUACAUAUUGUUAUGUAUUUUUUGGAUAAGGAGAGAUAAGCACCUGAAGCAAAUUGAAUCAUGUACAAUUUAUGCUAUAUACAUUUAAUCAACAAUUUUAUUUUUUCUGUAAAAAUAAAGCAUUUGUAAUAACUAUGCAUUUAGAACAGACUUAAAUCAUCAACCCUGUUAGUAAAAGACACCAAAUUGUAUACAUGUUUAUAGUGCAAUAUUUAUCAUUGUUUACCAGUAUUUGUUUAUCAUCAUCCGUCCACAUUGGAAUCUUGUUUUAAUAUUAAUUUGAUUGCAAAAUCAUACAUUUAUUCAUGUAAAUUCUUUUAUUCAUUAUAAGAUUUAUUGAAAUUCCUUGAGAAUGAAUAGUAAUUUAUGGAACAAUUUCUUCAUAGAGGAAACAAGAUUUAUGUAUACUUGAUAUACAUCUAUUUUUAUAGUAAAGAUAUUAUUGUUUGCUAUAUUUGAUAUUGUACUUUAGUCUAUUCUGAGAUAGUGGAUUCUUUUUUAAAUUCAAGGUUGAAACUAUAAAUAAAAUAAAAUCAGGUAUUGAACAACAUUUACAUAGUUCAAUUUAAAACAAUUAGAAUGCAAAAUAACUACUUCUUGCCUAAAUCUUAAGUGCCAAAUCUAAAAAUAUGUGUAUAGGUUUUUGUUAUGAUGUGUGUACUGUAGUUUGUUUCUUAUUUGUAGGGGUCAGGGUCUUUGAAAGCUUUCAGAAGAAUUAUUUCAGUCAUUGCACACUAUAAAAGCCAUUCUAGUUACUGUAUGGCCUUUUUGUUAAUCUCUCCAUUUUAAAGGGUUCCAACUUGUUACACAGUUUAUACAAUUUGUAAUUUAACAUGUGUAAUAUAAAAAUAAGAAGAUGUGGUGUGAUUGCUAAUGAGAUAACUCUCCAGCAGAGACCAAAUGACAUAGAACUUAACAACUAUAGGUCACCGUACGGCCUUCAACAAUAAGCAAAACCCAUACCACAUAGUAAGCUAUAAACGGCCCCGAAAUGAAGAAUAUAUAACAAUUCAGACAAGAAAAUGAAUGACGUGAUUUAUGUACAAAAAAAUUACUAUGAUAUACAGCAAAAAACGACAACCACUGACUAACAUAAGUUUAGUUGCGAUGCACUAUUACAUUUCAGUCAUUUAUGAAUUUUAAAUUAGUUAAAAUUUCACCACAAUGUUAAAAGAAACAAAUGCAAAAGACAAUUUUGACAAAAGAAAAAACCGAAAGGGCCAUAUAAAUCAUUAGUCUAUGGACAAAUGAAUUCAUGGCCAAAAUAAUUAAGACGAAAACAGCAGUCAAAUACACGAAAUAGAAAACUAGAGAUUGUGGAACACAAAGACUACCACUGACUUGGGGGUUAAAAUACAAUUAUUAUAUAUAAAGAAAUAUUUUGUUUGCAAUGCAGCAGAAUGUCUUGUCAUCUGUUAUAUGCAAGCGGGGGCAUCAACCUCCAUUUAUUUAAUAAAAAUGAUACCAGCAAUUGUAACGGUAGCACUUAAAUAGGUCUUGCCUAUUUGGCAACUCUUUAUUGUCUCAAUACUCUUCUUGUCCAGUUUACCUAAAAUUUAAUACUAGUGUAUUGGGUUCUGUUUUUGUGUAUGUAUUGGUGGGGGGGGGGGGGGGAAUUCAUUUGCAUACUAUUAAAGCUACUGUCUUUUGGUGUGCAUAAAAUGCAUUCAUGAAUAUUACACACACCUAUUUUGGCCUUUGAAACUUGAGAAAAAAUUACUUCUUUUGCAUAACACUCAGGGACUUUCUUGAAAAUCCCAACUUGAAACUCAAUAAUAUGUCCAUCGAAAAGUGAUUUUACACAAAUAUUAAGAAUUGUUAGGUAUAAUAAAUUUUAAGAUUAAAACUAAAGAUAGAUCUGUUAUCAAGAUUCUCAAAACUUAUUACUGAACAUGAAUUAUUUUCCUCAGUAAAUAUGUUGUUUAAAAAUCUUUCAUUAAGAAUAUACAUGGCACUGAUUCACAUUUAUGCAUUUAUACAUUUUCUAACUGAAUUAUCAUUGUGAAGUAUAUAUGUACAUAUAUCAUUGGACCAGGUCAUUAAAAUUUUUAAGCAAAUAAAGUCACAUGUAGGAAGAAAUAACUGAUCUUUUCUACAUACAGUGCGGUAUUGAUAUUUUUAUAUUUAUACAUUCUUGUCUUCCAUAUUUAUUUUUAGAAUGCUAUGUCAUCAAAUUUUUAACAUCGAAUUAUAAAUUAGAUUUGUAUUUAUAUUUUACAAAAUAUACAAAUUAUGUAUAAAAAUAAUGUCAUUAUUUCAAUAUAUAUGUAAACCAAUGAAUUGAUAAAAAGACUGAAAUGAU